This is a messenger RNA of Suillus discolor, 1128 nucleotides long. RefSeq lists its product as uncharacterized. The coding region runs from base 1 to 1128 and encodes 375 amino acids. The record is from RefSeq and is a predicted model, not a curated record. Lineage: Eukaryota; Fungi; Basidiomycota; Agaricomycetes; Boletales; Suillaceae. The transcript has 6 exons.
AUGUUACUUGUAACAUCACCCAUCGAUGAACUACCUAACUCGGAGGGCUUGGGCAGUGUCGAGCACCAGCAGGCUGAGGCCAGCCACAAUCAAGCAGUAAUAUCUGCACAGGCUCGACAAAGACGGAGGAUCGCGCAGCUGGAGGAGAAGCUAUUGGCUCUCAAAUCAGGGUGUGCCGCUAAAGAAAGGCAGACUAACUAUUACGUGGCUCAAGGAAGAGCAAUUAGAUGUAUGGUUGCUCUUUUCAAUAGCCUUGAGGAUCUAGUUGCCGAAAAUGACCGGAGGUAUGACGUUGAAGAGGAUGCAGAAACUACCACUGAUCAAGAUCGGUUGCAGAUAGGCUACAUUACGUUCACGAAUACCUUGCGGUGGUUCUUCAAGAAGGCCACAGAGCUGGAGUACGAAGAAUAUGCACAAAUGUUAAAAAUGGUUCAUUUGCAUUAUGUCAAUGAUCAUCUUACUUUUACUGAACUAUGUUUUCAGCUUCGGCAAGGGGCUGAUGCUGCUCAAGGGGAUGAUACCUCCAAACUGAAGGUUCUCGUUUCCGAGUGGGUCAACUGUGAAUUCAAGCCCGAUCCUCUGGUCGAUCCAGACGACAAACAUUCGUGCGGGUUUACCAAUGAUGCAUGUGGUAGGCUACUUUGUUCUUUGGAACUUGAUUGGAACAAUCCAACUGUAAAGGCAGGCAUUCGAGAUUGCGCAGAUGGCCACAUCGUAACCGACCUCUCCUUUCCAGCAUUUGUAUAUGAAAAAUACACUGCAAAACCUGAUGAUCUGGAGGAGGGGCUAUUCAAGGGAAAAAUCCUUCUUCAGGCAUACAAAGCAGUAUUUACGUCACCUUCCUCAGCUAAAGACGUCGACGGCGAUGGCGAUGGGGUUGACAUCAUUCAAAACAACCAACGCACUAGGAAAUCCUUCAAUGGACUCAAGGUCAAGAAGCAUGUCCGAUUUGCACUAUCUUCAGUCACUUCCUGGCGAUCCAUUGACGGAGACUUCGACUAUGUCCAAUUUUGGCAGACCAUUGUCGACUUCUUUGAAAAGGCUCCUGGUCGAGAAGCUCAGUGCCGCAUAGAUAGGCUUCUGGAGUGGUGGACUAGGUGCAUUUUUGACUGUCCCAGCAAGCCUUAA